Molecule: messenger RNA, 1266 nt
Organism: Penicillium roqueforti
Lineage: Eukaryota; Fungi; Ascomycota; Eurotiomycetes; Eurotiales; Aspergillaceae
Product: aromatic ring-hydroxylating oxygenase subunit alpha
Exons: 2
Coding region: 1-1266 (421 amino acids)
Molecular function (GO): iron ion binding; 2 iron, 2 sulfur cluster binding
Source: RefSeq, a predicted model, not a curated record
AUGUCAACGCUCAAGAAUUACUUCGGACUUGGGGGAACCGACGCCCAUUCCACCCCUACCGACAACAAUUCCCCGGCUCACCCUCUCCCUUCCUCGUGGUAUUCUUCGCAGGAUAUACAUGAAUUGGAGCGACGCGCCAUAUUCUGUCGGAAAUGGCUUCUGAUCACGCACAAGUUGCGUUUCCCCAAAACAGGCGACUGGCUCCGAUACGACAUCGCCGGGUACGCUUUUAUUUUGGUGAAAGACCGGGAGGGAAACGUCAAUGCUUUCCACAAUGUCUGUCGGCACCGUGCAUUCCCAGUGGUUACCGAAGAGGGUGGUACCUCCCGGAUUUUCUCUUGUCAAUAUCACGGAUGGUCCUACGGCCUUAAUGGCAAGCUUGCCAAGGCACCCGGAUACCAAGAGGUGGAAGGUUUUGACAAGAGCAAGAACGGCCUUCUUCCUAUCCACGUCCAUAUUGAUGUCAACGGUUUUAUCUGGGUCAAUUUAGAUGCCAGCGAAAAGCCCGAGAUCUCGUGGGAAGACGACUUUAAAGGAGUCGACCUACAGCCACGUUUCACGGGUUUCAACUUCGAGGACUAUGACUUUGAUAACACCGGGGAGAUGAGUGGAGAGUACAAUUGGAAGAUUAUGGCAGAGCACUACAACGAAUGCUACCGUUUCUCAACGACUCAGUCCGACACCUCGGUUUCCAAUCUCGAUUCAUACGCCGUGGAUGCCAAAUCCACAGCCGAGGAGAUUGCAAAUGGGCUGAAGAUUGCCAGCACUUACUACUUCCCCAAUGCUACUAUGACCGUCUCGCCACACUUCUUCUUCAUGCAGCGACUCGUGCCUACGGGCCCCACAACAUGCUCAGUGCGCUAUGACGUUUACCGCAACAAGAAAUUUAGCGCCGAAGAGUUUGAAAUCAUCAGCCAAGUGUACAAGCGCAUUAUGUCCGAAAACCAAGAUCGCUGUGUCGAAACACAGAAGAAUAUCAACAUGGGUAAAAUCCAGCCCGCGGAAGAGGGACCGGUCAACUUCCAGACUGUCGUUCGUGACCUGAUCACACAGCACCAUAAGCGGGAAGAAGAUGCCGGGGAACAAUUUUGGCCUGCACGACAAAGACUCCCCAAGGGAGAGGCAGUCAGCAAAGAGGAUAUAGAUUUCUGCUCUAAGCUGAGUAAGGAUGGGUCACCUUUGACCUCGGGGGGUUGUUGUGGAGGAGGAUGUGGAGCUGGACCUCCAUCUAGGGCAGCAACAGCGCCGGAGACUAUGGUGGUUUAA